This is a messenger RNA of Brassica rapa (field mustard), 7112 nucleotides long. Its product is annotated as kunitz trypsin inhibitor 2. The record is from RefSeq and is a predicted model, not a curated record. NCBI's taxonomy places the organism in Eukaryota, Viridiplantae, Streptophyta, Magnoliopsida, Brassicales, Brassicaceae. Gene Ontology annotation, molecular function: endopeptidase inhibitor activity.
UCUUUUAUUUAGAAUUUAAAAAAAAAAGAAGAAGUUAUUUUCACAUAGUGAAAUUUUUUAUUGACACAUUCACAAUCUAAUUUUUUAAUUGACACAUGUCGCAAUCAUAUCAACUGAAAUAUUUGAAGUUAAUUUUGGUUUAUAUUUUUUUUAACACAAAAUUAUUAAAAAUUAAAGCUAGUUGAUUAUAAGAAAAAUAAAAUUAUUUUUACAUUUUUAUUUUAUUUAGACUUUUAAAAAGGAAAUUAAUUAUUUUAUAAUCAGUUUUUUCUUUUAGAUUUUUGUACAACUAUUUUAUUUUAAUAGAAAAAAUUAUGUUUAUUAUUUAUAUAUUUUUUCUUAUACAUACAAACAAAUAUUCAUCAUAUUCACACAUACUCAUGUACGACAACAACAUCAAAAUUAAAAAUUAUUUUAGCAUCAUUAGAUGUAAUGAAGAUAAUAAAAAGUUGAGUUGUAUCAUGAAAUUAAAAAAAAAUACUCAGGUAAUACUUUUCAUGUAAAUACUAUUGUGUUUUGUAAAAAUAAUAUGUGAAAGCUUAAACCUAAAUAUAGAUGUGAAACAUUUAUAGCUAUUUUGGUCAUAAUUUUUAAUAUACAAUUAUCUAUUAAGAAAAAAAAAAAUUAGUUACUUAUAAGAAAAUAUUAAGAGUACUUUCACAAUUUUCUAUUAACCAAGCUAUUAGUUACUUAUUAACCAAGCUUUUUAUAUAAAUAAUAAUAAUAAUAAUAAAAAUAAUAAGACAAUUAAAUAUUAUUUAUAAUUAAGAAAAAUCUUUUUUUUUCUUAUUUUAGUAUAAAUAUUUUUAAUUAUGAGACAGUUUAACAUAUAUUACAUUUUUAAUAUGUAACUGACAUGUGUCACAGUCAUAUUAAUUAGUAAUUUUGAAAAAUCAAAUCGAUAUAAUAUUUUAUAAUUAUAUUUUCAUUUAAAUUUUAGAAAAUGAAACUUUUAUUAAAUAAAUUGGUUUCAAAUCUAUUUUGUAAGAUAUUGAAAAAGGAAAUUUUCUAAAACAAAUUACUACUAAAUACUUUAAAAAAAAUCGUUUCUACUAUUAAAUAAUUUUUAAAAGUAGUUUUUUUUUGAAAAUUCGUUUUCUAUUAUCUUAUUAUAUAUAUAUAUAUAUAUAUAUAUAUAUUUAAUCAUUAUAUAUUUAAACACAUGUCACAAUAUGAGAAGAAAAAUUAUUAUCAAAUAAUCUUUUGCAAUUAUCUUUUGAUUAGGAUUUUAAAAAUUGAAAAUUACUAUUAAAUCAUAUUUAUAAUUACUUUUUAAUAAAAUUCAUUUUUGUUAAUAUCUUAAUACAUAUAUAUUUUUAAUUAUGAGAUAGAUUAACACAGGUCACAAUCUUGAAAUAUAUAAUUGUCAUGUGUCACGAUCAGGUUAAUUAGCAACUUUGAAGAACCAAGCUUUAUAUAAUAAGAAAGAUAUAUAUUUUUCUAAUUAAAGUACAACUAUUUUUUAUUCUUGUUAAACAAAUCUGAUUAGUUUUAUUUAUUGCAUUAGUAAGUCUUUUUAUCUGAUUAUAUUUCCAUAAUUAUUUUUUAUAAUUUGAGAUUUAUUUUUUUAUAAGAAAAAUAAAAAAACUAAAGUGAAGAUAAGUUACAAAGUUUCAUAGAUGAACGUUCCCUAUAAAAAAAAUUAAAAUUCAUAAAUGGAUAUCAAUAUUUACAAAAUAUUUAAUAGUAAAUAUUUUGUAGAUUCUAAGUAACUUUAUAUUUUUAGAUGCUUAAAACAUAAAUUAAAAAUAUCCCAAAUAAUUUUAACCAUGAAAAUACAUAUUGGUUUAUGUAUUUUUAGUUUAUGUAUAUUAUGUUGUAUAAAAAUAUUUAUCUAGUCUGAUAAAAAUUAGAUAAAAAUUUAAAUCGAAGUUAAAAAUUUCACAAAAACAAAUUAUGAAAAAAAUGAAUAACCAUCUCAAUUGCAGCACUAAUAAAUAUUUUUUUUUUAUAAUUGCUUUAUAAAAUUUCUUUCCAAUUUUAAAUUCAUUUGUACACUAUAUUCUUAGUAGUAAAUCUUAAAAAUCACUCAAUAUUCUCUUUUCAAUUAUAAAAUUAGGAAAUUUACUUGAUUAAUAUUUAUUUAUGUUUUCCUGUCUUUCAAUAUUAAUAUUUGGUUAUAUGUUUCUGUUUUUUAAUAUAAAAAUAUUUUAUUAAAUGAUAUUUUCAGAUAACCACACAGUUUAUAUAUAGGAAUUUUUAAUUUUUAAUUUAUUUUUAGAUUUUGGAUAAUUCUUAUUAUCAUUAAUUUAAUCACUUAUCUAAUCAGAUUUUUUUAAUUUGUUUAUAUUUUGUGGUUAAUAUAUUUUUUUCAUUAAUGGUAUAAACGAUAUUAAUCCCCCUAACUUUCAACGGGAGAGCUUCGUUCUGAAUAUCAUUUCGCCAAUAAUAGUAUAAAUUUCAAAUCUAAACAACCAUCUUUAAAUUUACUACAACUAGCAAAUGUACUUAAAACUAUAAUAUUUUGCUUCUUAAUAGUAUAGAUAUGUUAAAAUAAAUUGAAUACCAGUUUCAUAGAAAAAGGUUAACAAAUCUAAAACAAAACAAACGAAUAAAAUAAAAAUUUCUCCGUUCAGCAUGUCGUAGAACCAAAUCCAUGAAUUCGCUUAUACCAUCUGCAUAUUCUUGUUUAAGUAAAUUUGCUUUUGGAUUUAUACGAGAUAUAUCCAUCCACGAAGGAAAAUAAGUAGAAAAAAACAUGUUUUGUGUUUUUUUGGUGAAUAAAAUAAAAUAGUAUUAAUUUAUAGAUAAAUUUGGAUCACUUCUUGAUGGAUUUUUAUGAAGAAAACAUUCAUCGAAAAUUUUGAACUUUUAAAACGGCUGUAUAACACUUUCGUCGGAAAUACCCGACGGAUGCUUGACGAUCACUGUAGAAUCUUGACAAUAUUCAAAUAGUUAAUAAAACGUUCUUCUCACAAUUUCUAUCAUAUACAAUUUGUAAGCAAUAUCAAUCGUAUAAAUUCCAAAGGAAGGUUUCGUACGUCAAACCGACAAUUCUGCUUAUCAGUAACUAGUCCUGAUAUAUAUUAAAUGUCCAAGAGGGGAUCCAAGUUGCUGUGCAGACCAAACCACUCCCUCCAACAGGCAUCUCCUCCACACAUCUCGCUGCUUGGAUCAUCUGGUCAAUCUGGAUUGCAAGGAAUCAAAAAAUCUUUUAAAAUCGAAUCUUCUCGGGGCAAGACACACUACUCAAAGCUCUUACCAGCGCAAGGGAAUGGCAAGAGGCUCAAAGCUACGACCUAAGAACACAAUCCCGCCGCCCCACUCCGCAGAUCGAAGGCCACUCUGAUGCAAUCAUAUGCAGAUCUGACGCAGCCUGGCGAUCUGGAAUAUCGACAGCCGGUUUAGCGUGGAGCUUCUACCGCGCAAAUGGAGAGAUUAUUUUAUCUCAUAGUAAAUCAACCUCUUUUGUGAUUUCGUCUCUUUUGGCAGAGGGAUUAGCACUGAGAGAAGCCAUGGAACAUGCAUGGGCCCUAGGAUUGAUGAAAGUGAUCUUCGAAUCUGAUUCUUCUCAACUGAUGGCAGCAGUUGAAGGCGAAUCAAAUUUCUUCGAUCUUCACGGAAUCGUCUCCGAUGUUAUCUCCUUCGCAAACUCUAUGGAGCUUGCUCGCUUUAAUUUUCGUAGUCGCAUUAACUUUGUAUUGGAAGAUGGCCUAGCCAAACAAGCGCUUGAUGCGUAUCUGUACCAACCACAUUGAUUUCGAGUUAAUGAAAUUUUCUUUUGACAAAAAAAAAGUAACUAGUCCUGAUGAUUACUGCCCCGCGUAACAUAUAAUUCAUUUUCACAAACGUAAGUAUCUAGAAGCUGCAGGCAUAAGCAACCAUUUAAAACAAAAAAAAAACUAUUGAGUUGCUCUACUUUUUAUCUUUCGACUUUCGAGCAUAUCUAGUCUGAAACAAUGGGGAUUUGGGCCUAUCCUACAGGAAGUCAGGAACCUGUAUAUUGUUCGAAGCAAAAAAAAAGAAGUGAAGAGAUCGAUUUAAUCUGUACAAGAUUAUUCCUUAAAACUUCUUUGUUCGACAUCUUGUUGGCAUAUAUGAUACAUCGAAGAACAAUUAGACUACUGAUAUAUCAGUAUUUUUUCUAGCUAUAACAUAUGUUUUGGGAUUUUAUCGGAUCAAAUUAUGUUUUAUAGUCUUUAAGAGUCUUUGGUGUUUUUGUGUUUUGCAUUUGAAAAUAAUAUUUGUGAGCAAAUUUUUUAACCAACGAGAGCUGAUGUUAUUGUCUUUUGUGAACCUAUCGAAAACUCAAGGUAAAAGACUCUAGAGAGGGCGGAAAGUUUAUUCUUCCGUAGGCGUAACAUAAGGUAAAAGACAAAACAUGUUAUGACACAUAAACAAGAAAAUGUACAUCAUAGAGUCGUGGGUAUAAGUUGUAAUAAAGUUACAUGUAGACUAACGACAUCUUGCUAGAAUAUAACCUAAUGAAUUCUAGCUAAAAUAGAAUAUACAAAAAAGUUUUGUUUGCGUUAUAUACCUAUGAUAGAUCUAUGUAUAAUACUUAAUAUCCGAUUUCUAGAUUAAGUAGAUGGCCAUAAUAAAAUAUUCUAUCCCGAGUUAUGAUAUAAAAUAAAAUAUGAUUCCACUAUUAAGAAUAUUAAACAUAUAAAUAGUCAUAUUUAUGUUUAUAAUAGUUAUCAUAAUUUUUAUAUUUUAAAAUUUUAGUUUACUAUUUUUUCCAUUACAGGAGAGUAAAAUAUGUCCAAAAUGACUAAAAAUAUCAAAAGUCUUAAAAGGACAAACAAAAGUUGAGAGUGUCUAUUUUUCUAAAUUUUCCUAAUUAUUUUAUGGUUACCUUUAGAAAAACAAUACCAGUAUUCCGUCUUAUCUUUACUUUAUUCUCAUAGAUUUGUUGUGUAAUCUAGUUUUUGUGGAUUCGAUCCCUUCUAUUAUACGACAUGGUGAUUAAAGGGUUAUAACUCUUGAGCUAUCAACAACAGAUUAAAGCAAGUUAAUAUAAAACUAGAGAAUUAAAGAGUUUAGAAAAGCAAAAGUCUCGAACACAAAUCUUAUUUUUUCUUUGAAACUCAUUUUGAAAUUCGUGCAUAAGUGUGUGAAAGAUACAACGAAUAUGAUAAGAAAAUAUUUUGAUACAACUUUUGCAUCCCACUGCUUAUACACACAAAUGUGCUCCUUUGAAUUAUUCCCAUGGACUAUUUGAUCUUCCUUUAUAUGUUAGUUUUUUUUAUAACACUGAAUAUUAUUAAGCCUUUACGGCAAUGAUCAAAACAAGGUAUCACCACCAAGGGGGGAAUAAAAAAUAAAACCAAAACACAAAACCAUACCAGUAGGUAGGUGAAGUUUAAACAAGAAAAAUGGUUGUCACAAAGACACAACACCUUAAACAACCACUCACUACACAGGGGAAGUGAGACGGUGGUGUUACCAUUUACGAAAGCGGAGCAUCGUUCCUUGCUUCAUACGCAAUGAGUUCCUUCAACCAGUUAGGUCCUCCUAAAGCAAUGUAGGAUUGAUAUCUAUGGUCAACGGUUACGCUAGUGGCAAUUCUCUGUGCUAACACAUUUCUUGUCUCUAGGACAUGGUCCAAAGACCAGUGUUGAAACCGUUGUACCAAAUCACAGAUGUUUCCAACAAUUUCCCUGGUUUCACUGCAUGAGCUUGGAGAUAGGAAGCAAGCCCUUGCGCGCUCACAUGAAGAUUCAAAGAUGAUCUUAUCCUUACGCAUGGAAUUCAUGCUCUCGAUGGCCCAAAAGAUAGCUAGGAGUUCCGCAAGUUCUGUAGACUGCACAGAUGAAAAGGAUCUCCUGCCAUGCAUUAGGACCUUUCCUCGGCUAUUCCUUACAAUCCAAGAAGCUCCACUCAUACGGGACGUAUCAGACCAUGAGGCAGCUAUGUUACACUUGACAAUGUCAUCAGCUGGUGCCUUCCAAGAAGGUGUGAUAGUUCCUAGCGAGUUACUGGGGGUGGUUGCUCUAGCGUCAGGGUAGUUAAGUUCAAACCAAAUGUUGGAUCCAAGUUUUGCAUGUUCCUCGUGCUGUAAAUCCAAGUUUGAUCCGGUUACCAUAGAGUUUAAAGUCUAAUCACCUAUUUUCAACCCUGGCUGUACUAGAAAGUUUGAAACCAAUGAUCAUGUACUUUCCCAUCCCGAGAAUGAAUUAUCAAGAUGUGAUGUGAGAAAAAAGGCAAUACACAUUUUAAAAGCUGAUAAAAUUAGGGUUUAUUAACAAAAUUAGAGAUUUAUCUUUUCUUUCUACUGUCACACUCUGUUUAAUUUUAACCGCAAAGGCUUCCUAUAUAUACGUGUUUGCUCUCCAUAACUCAACUCACUCAAACACCCCAAACACCAAACCCUAAAGGCUAAAACACACAAGAUCAUCAUCACAAUGAAGAUCUCUUUUCUCAUCACUAUCCUCUUGGCGACAGUGGCCUGCACCCACGGACAAGAACCGGUGAAAGACACUGCCGGGAAUUCUCUUGAGACAGGUCAGCAAUACUUCAUCCAGCCGAUCAAGACCGGGAGCAAGAACGGAGGUGGUCUUGUUCCAGCCGCCAUUAGACUCAUUCCCCUUUGUCCACUUGGCAUCAACCAAGCAGCCUUUACGUUCUUACCAGGCCUACCGGUUAGCUUCGAGUUUUCUGACUUCGUCCCAGAACCCAUCGUUAAGACAUCUACUGAUGUAACCAUCGAGUUCAAAUCAUGCAAGGAAUUUUCCUUUAUAUGGGCAGUUGAAUCCUCAUCGGAUUCCAAUGAGCCAGCAAUUAUCCUCAGUGGUACCCCGGGGAGCCAAAAUAGCCGGUUUAAGAUAGAGAAAGCCGGAGAAAGAGCAGGAGAAAACACUUAUAAGUUGACCAGCUUAGGCGGGACCGUUGGAAACGUCACGGGGAUUUUUCUGGCACCACAACUAGUUCUCACCAAUGAUAAUGCCAAGACCACAUUCGUCAAAUUCAACAAAUAUAAUGAAUCUAUUACAUCUGCUUCUCGUGUUGAGAAGUCAGGUCUAAGGAUGUUCCCAUUCUGAUAGUCAAGAUAAUGUAAUGUUAAGCCUAAGGCUCGUCCAUGGCCAAAAAUAAGGGGUUGAGAAAAUACCCGCACGCAUGUUUUUUUACUUUCCUCAUGAAUAUAUAAAAUGAAAUUAUGUUUUAUAAUGCUU